This is a messenger RNA of Jaculus jaculus (lesser Egyptian jerboa), 5386 nucleotides long. It is a transcript of the gene Ide, whose product is annotated as insulin degrading enzyme. Lineage: Eukaryota; Metazoa; Chordata; Mammalia; Rodentia; Dipodidae. The coding region runs from base 14 to 3073 and encodes 1019 amino acids. Gene Ontology annotation, biological process: peptide catabolic process. The transcript has 25 exons. The record is from RefSeq and is a predicted model, not a curated record. Gene Ontology annotation, cellular component: cytosol; mitochondrion; peroxisomal matrix. Gene Ontology annotation, molecular function: metalloendopeptidase activity; metal ion binding.
UCGGCGCUGGGGUAUGCGGUACCGGCUAGCGUGGCUGCUGCACCCCGCGCUGCCCAGCACCUUGCGCUCCAUCCUCAGCGCCCGCCUGCGGCCCCCGGAGCGUCUGUGUGGUUUCCAAAAAAAGACUUAUAGCAAAAUGAAUAAUCCAUCUAUCAAGACAAUAGAAGAUGACAUUGUCAAAUCUCCUGAAGAUAAACGAGACUACCGUGGACUAGAACUGGUCAAUGGCAUCAAAGUGCUCCUCAUCAGUGACCCCACCACGGAUAAGUCAUCAGCGGCACUCGAUGUGCACAUAGGUUCAUUGUCAGACCCUCCAAAUAUUGCUGGUUUAAGUCAUUUUUGUGAACAUAUGCUUUUUUUGGGAACAAAGAAAUAUCCUAAAGAAAACGAAUACAGCCAGUUUCUCAGCGAACAUGCAGGAAGUUCAAACGCCUUUACUAGUGGAGAGCAUACCAAUUACUAUUUUGAUGUUUCUCAUGAGCACCUAGAAGGUGCCCUAGACAGGUUUGCACAAUUUUUCCUGUGCCCCCUGUUUGAUGCCAGUUGUAAAGACAGAGAAGUGAAUGCUGUUGAUUCAGAACACGAGAAAAAUGUGAUGAAUGAUGCCUGGAGACUCUUUCAGUUGGAAAAAGCUACAGGGAAUCCCAAUCACCCCUUCAGCAAAUUUGGAACAGGUAAUAAAUACACACUAGAAACUCGGCCCAACCAAGAAGGCAUUGAUGUCAGACAAGAGCUACUGAAGUUUCAUUCGACUUACUAUUCAUCCAAUUUGAUGGCUAUUUGUGUGCUCGGUCGAGAAUCUUUAGAUGACUUGACUAACCUGGUUGUAAAGUUAUUUUCUGAAGUAGAGAAUAAAAAUGUCCCGUUGCCAGAAUUUCCUGAACACCCUUUCCAAGAAGAACAUCUUAAACAACUAUAUAAAAUUGUACCCAUUAAGGAUAUUAGGAAUCUUUAUGUGACAUUUCCCAUACCAGACCUUCAGCAGUACUACAAGUCAAAUCCUGGUCAUUAUCUUGGUCAUCUGAUUGGACAUGAAGGACCUGGAAGUCUGUUAUCAGAACUUAAAUCAAAAGGCUGGGUAAAUACCCUGGUUGGUGGACAGAAGGAAGGAGCUCGUGGUUUUAUGUUUUUUAUCAUUAAUGUGGACUUAACCGAGGAAGGAUUAUUACAUGUUGAAGAUAUAAUUUUGCACAUGUUUCAAUACAUUCAGAAGUUACGUGCAGAAGGACCUCAAGAAUGGGUUUUCCAAGAGUGCAAGGACUUGAAUGCUGUUGCUUUUAGGUUUAAAGAUAAAGAGAGGCCACGGGGCUACACAUCCAAGAAUGCAGGGAAAUUGCAUUACUAUCCCUUGAAAGGAGUACUCACAGCAGAGUAUUUACUGGAAGAAUUUAGACCUGACUUAAUAGACAUGGUUCUUGAUAAACUCAGACCAGAAAAUGUCCGGGUUGCAAUAGUUUCCAAGUCAUUUGAAGGAAAAACUGAUCGUACAGAACAAUGGUAUGGUACUCAAUACAAACAAGAAGCUAUACCAGAUGAAGUCAUUAAGAAAUGGCAAAAUGCUGACCUGAAUGGGAAAUUUAAACUUCCAACAAAGAAUGAAUUUAUUCCUACAAAUUUUGAGAUUUUAUCAUUAGAAAAAGAAGCAACACCAUACCCUGCUCUUAUUAAGGAUACAGCAAUGAGCAAGCUAUGGUUCAAACAAGAUGAUAAGUUUUUCUUGCCGAAGGCUUGUCUCAACUUUGAAUUUUUCAGCCCAUUUGCUUAUGUGGACCCCUUGCACUGUAACAUGGCCUAUUUGUACCUUGAGCUCCUCAAAGACUCACUCAACGAGUAUGCAUAUGCAGCAGAGCUAGCAGGCUUGAGCUAUGAUCUCCAAAAUACCAUCUAUGGGAUGUAUCUUUCGGUGAAAGGUUAUAAUGACAAACAGCCAAUUUUGCUAAAGAAGAUUACUGAAAAAAUGGCUACCUUUGAGAUUGAUAAGAAAAGAUUUGAAAUUAUCAAAGAGGCGUAUAUGCGAUCUCUUAAUAACUUCCGGGCUGAGCAGCCUCACCAACAUGCCAUGUACUACCUCCGCUUGCUGAUGACUGAAGUGGCUUGGACUAAAGAUGAAUUAAAAGAAGCCUUGGACGAUGUCACCCUCCCUCGCCUUAAGGCCUUCAUACCUCAGCUACUUUCACGACUGCACAUUGAAGCACUUCUCCAUGGCAACAUAACAAAGCAGGCUGCAUUAGGAAUCAUGCAGAUGGUUGAAGACACCCUGAUUGAACAUGCGCAUACCAAGCCUCUCCUUCCAAGUCAGUUGGUUCGGUAUAGAGAAGUCCAGCUCCCUGACAGAGGAUGGUUUGUUUACCAACAGAGGAAUGAAGUUCACAAUAACUGUGGUAUCGAAAUAUACUACCAGACAGACAUGCAGAGCACCUCAGAAAAUAUGUUUCUGGAACUUUUCUGUCAGAUUAUCUCUGAGCCUUGCUUCAACACGCUGCGCACCAAGGAGCAACUGGGCUACAUUGUUUUCAGUGGGCCCCGUCGAGCCAAUGGCAUACAGGGCUUACGAUUCAUCAUCCAGUCAGAGAAGCCACCACACUACCUGGAAAGCAGAGUGGAAGCCUUCCUGAUUACCAUGGAGAAGUCCAUAGAGGAAAUGACAGAAGAGGCCUUCCAAAAACAUAUUCAAGCAUUAGCAAUUCGUCGACUAGACAAACCAAAGAAAUUAUCUGCAGAGUGUGCUAAAUAUUGGGGGGAAAUUAUCUCCCAGCAAUACAACUAUGAUAGAGAUAACAUAGAAGUUGCAUAUUUAAAGACACUUACCAAGGAAGACAUCAUCAAGUUCUACAAGGAAAUGUUGGCCGUGGAUGCACCAAGGAGGCACAAAGUAUCCGUCCAUGUUCUUGCCAGAGAAAUGGAUUCUUGUCCUGUUGUUGGAGAGUUCCCAUGUCAAAAUGAUAUCAAUUUGUCACAAGCACCACCCUUGCCACAACCUGAAGUUAUCCAGAACAUGACUGAGUUCAAGCGUGGCCUGCCACUCUUUCCCCUUGUGAGACCACAUGUUAACUUUAUGGCUGCAAAACUCUGAAGGUGUCCCAUAGUGGGAAAGUAUAAACGGAUAUACCUGUUCCUGAGUCUUCCAGGGUUUGGGAAAACAAUCUUGGACAUUUGAAUAGUUUCUGGUUCACUAUUAGAGAAACAAACAGGGAAAAAAGUUGUCAAAUGUCAUAUAGAAUGUUAAAAACCCAAAGUAAUAAAGUUAUAAAAUCUUAGACAUGUAGAAUAUUUUUAAAAUACAUGCCUCUUAAAGACCUUAAAUUUUUUCUUUUCAUUCCUAAUAGAAAUGUUCCUUAUUUAACUGCUUAAAAUAAUGAAUUAUAUUCUAAUAGUCAUUUGUCAGAAGAAAAUAAAAGUUAGCUUUUCUCUAAAAACCUCCUAGGUUGGCAGAAAAGGCUUCAAAACAUUUAGAAAAGUGUUACCUUUUAAAAAAAUUGAUCCUCAACUUUGCUUUCUAUUUGAUAGUUUCAUGUAAAUCAGUGGAGAAUAUUACAUUUGGUAAAUUAUGCACAAAGCAAUGUCAUUUUCUUUUAUUAGUGAAAUUGCUGGUUAUAUGUGGCAUGAUUUUAACCUUUUUAUAAAAUUUGAAUAUUUUUUUUAAUCCAACUAGUAAAACGCUGGAAAAACCUAGAAUACCCUAUUUAUAGUGCUAGAAACACAGAUUCACCUUAUAUCAAUUUUGUCCCAAACUGAAUUUCUCAGGAUUACUGUGGGUUGUUUUUUUUUUUUUUUUUCCUGACUGGAUUCUAGUGACUUUUUUUGUUGUUAAUAGUUGGUUUGCAGUGUUCCAUCAGGUAUAUAUUUUAUCAUCAAUGCAUUGCUGUAUGGAGUGUGUGACAUGCUGUUCUAACAUCAGCUGUUGUAAGCACCCAUAGCUUUAUUACAGUGAGAUUUUGAUUAGUGUGUGAACCAAAACAUUUUGCCCCUUUAGGAAUUUAAAAGGCAACAAUGCAAAGCCGCCUCAAAAAUAACCUUGCAUUCUUCAGUAGCAAGUCUCUGUAAGACUCAAGCCCCUACCAGUCUAAUCUUGCCUUAAGUGUUAUUUUUGGAAUAUUAUAAAAAUAAACAUACAGAUGAUGACUGGACUUUAAAAAUAUUUUUUUCAUGAGAUACUAUUUUUCAGUGAAAAUGUUAUUGUAGAUUUACCAGCCAUUUAAAAUACUAGUUUGCCGGGUGUGGUGGUGCACGCCUUUAAUCCCAGCACUCGGGAGGCAGAGGUAGGAGGAUCAUUGUGAGUUCAAGGCCUCCCUGAGACUACAUAAUGAAUUCCAGGACAGCCUGGGCUAGAGCGAGACCCUACCUCAAAAAAAAAAAAAAAAAAACACCAUAAAAUAUUAGCUAUUAUUAAAACUUGUUUCAAGAGAAAUUGUGGCUGUAUUUCGACAUACAGACAUUGGAAACAGUAAGUGGUCCUGCUGUCCACUGACUUAGGCAAAGUAAAGAAUGACAUUUUAAUUCUAAAAGACUUGAUUUGCCAGGACAUCUUUUGUAGUCUUGACUUUUCACAUCUUAAGUUUUACCAUUUGCCAUUUUCCAACUUUUCUCAAUUUGGGGCAACUGUGGAGGCUGCUUUCAACAGUGGAGCUCCAUCUCUACUGUCAUGUCAAUGUGGUGCUUUAACUGUCUUGUAAUCCACAUCCUCAAGAGGCUCCUUGUAGAAACCUGGCUUUGUCCAUCAGGGGUUCUAUGACGUCCUCUCUUCCUUCUGGCUUUGUGCAUCUAUCUACUAUGCACCUUGAACUCCUAAUCUCCUGCCUCCACUUCCUAAGUGCUGGGACUACAGGCAUGAGCCACCACAGCCAGCAUGACUAUGCAGCUUUUCAUCCAACUGCAGAUAGACACAAGAGGAAUCUAAAACAAGUCCUGGUGUAAAAGUAAAUAGAAAUCCACCUACCUUUUCUGUAGAAAAUUACAUGAUGUUGAAUAAUUUUUAGCUCUGUUUUCAAAAUGGGUAAAAUUUUAAAGCAUGCCAUUUUUAUGAGGAAAGGUACCUGAAGAGAGAUCUGAAAGCAUCCACAAGUAGUCUUCCAUGAACUGCUCUGGUGGUCAGUGUGUUCCUGCAUGUUCUGUCUCCAGAGCUACUGUGGGUCCCUCGGGCACACCAGUGGACUCAUCUUAAGUGGGUCCCAGGUUACAGUCCAUAAGCAAUAAGAGACUCCCCAGAGACUGCCAUUUCCUCGGUGUGUAGCAAGUGAGGUAUGGAAGGAAACACACUGUUUGUUAUUAGUUACUGGAGACUUUUAAAGUCUUUGAUCAAUUGAUGUGAAAAUGAAAGCAUGUGACACUGCCAGUAUGGUGGGUCCUAGGAUUGUCCUGUUUACAAUAAAUCUGAAUUUGAACUCUG